Leguminivora glycinivorella is the source of this 3639-nucleotide messenger RNA. It is a transcript of the gene sax, whose product is annotated as activin receptor type-1. Gene Ontology annotation, biological process: BMP signaling pathway; cellular response to growth factor stimulus; dorsal/ventral pattern formation. Lineage: Eukaryota; Metazoa; Arthropoda; Insecta; Lepidoptera; Tortricidae. Gene Ontology annotation, cellular component: extracellular region; plasma membrane; BMP receptor complex. Gene Ontology annotation, molecular function: toxin activity; ATP binding; SMAD binding. Bases 178 to 1881 code for a protein of 567 amino acids. The record is from RefSeq and is a predicted model, not a curated record. The transcript has 11 exons.
AUGAAUGUAUUUCAGUAAAUAUUUGAUCCGAUAUUAGUACGAAGACUUAAUCGUGAAAAAAAAUCAAAUUGUUUUUUUUUAGUUUUAAUACAUUUGCAAUAAUUUGGUCUCUUUAUAAGUAUCCCAUUAAUCAGUCUCAUUUUGAGUUCCGCAGUGCAUUGUUAUGAUGAACGUAGAAUGGCGGACGUUGUCAUUGUGGGAUGGUUGUUCACAUUUUUAUUGAUAAAUACUUGCCAUGGAGGACUCCCUGGCCUGGUGGACCCGGAUGAUGAUACCACAAGGAGCUUCGGAACCAUACAGCUGCUCGAGGAUCCGAAGUCGAUGCAAAAGAAUACUGUUCACUUAUUCAGAUACAAAUGUCACCAAUGCGAGUCGCCAUACUGCGACACGCCGCAGGAGUGCUCCGACGCAAUCUUCUGCUUCAAGUCCUCAGUCCGGGACUCCGAUGGCUCGCUCCGGCAUUCGCGGGGCUGCAGCGCGGGCCACGACCACGCGCAGUUCACAUGCCAUCACAAGCCUGAUCAGAGCGUGCGCAAACGCCAUGCAGGCCAGCUGAAUGUAACCUGCUGCGCUGGCGACCUCUGUAACACAGGAGACUUCCCACUCCUCGCUCCUCAAGACACUGCUGUGGAACCAUUACCGGACCACUCCUGGAAACUCUGGGCUGGGGUGCUAGCGGCUGUGUUGAUGGUCACAGCUGCUGUUGUCGCUGUGGUGUUGCUGAGGAGGAGUCAUAGACUGCGCGUGUCUCGCGCGGCGCUUCACAAACUGGGCCCGGACUCCAACUACUUCUCCAGCAACGUGUACAGCCCGCAAGUCACCAGCGCUUACUAUGAAGGUGUAGACGGAUCCCAAAAUGGAGUCAGAGCGACCCUUGCUGGUGAUUCAACGUUACGAGAGUACCUCCAAGGCUCCAUGAGCUCCGGAUCCGGUUCAGGGCUGCCUCUGAUGGUUCAAAGGACCCUUAGCAAGCAAGUUUCACUGCUGGAGUGUGUUGGAAUGGGUCGCUACGGUAAAGUAUGGCGCGGCCUGUGGUACGCGGACAGCGUGGCCGUCAAGAUAUUCUUCUCGCGGGACGAGGCCUCCUGGCAGAGGGAGACGGAGAUAUAUAGCACCGUCCUGCUCAGGCAUACCAACAUACUCGCCUAUAUAGGCAGCGAUAUGACUAGCCGAAACAGUUGUACGCAGUUAUGGCUGAUAACGCACUACCACCCAUUGGGCUCGUUGUACGAGCAUCUACAGAAAACAACGCUGACGCGGCACCAGAUGAUGCUGAUCUGUCUGUCCACAGUCAACGGACUGCUGCAUCUACACACGGACAUACAUGGCACACAGGGUAAACCAGCCAUAGCCCACCGAGACAUCAAAUCCAAGAACAUCCUAAUGAAAGUAAACGGAGAAUGCUGUAUAGCUGACUUUGGUCUCGCAGUGACCGCAGCGCACGUGGCCAGGCAGGAGCCCAGUGCGAGACAGGGAACUGUCAGAUACAUGAGUCCAGAGGCACUGGACCAGAGUAUGAACCUCCAAUGCUUCGAAUCGUAUCGCAAAUGCGACAUCUACGCACUGGCUCUUGUCCUGUGGGAAGUCUGUCGCAGAGUCAGUCCAGCUCGGGAAGCCAGGGUGCCAUUCUUCGAGCAUGCUCCGAGCGACCCAUCCGUGGAACUCAUGAGGAAGAUUGUCUGUGUAGACGGAGCCAGGCCAGAGCUGCCUGAAACCUUUACUCAUCCGACGGUGACAGGCAUGGCGCGCCUCAUGCGCGAGUGUUGGCACGCCAACGCCUCCGUGCGUCUUCCGGCUCUCAGGAUCAAGAAGACGCUCCUGAAGUUAGCCGCCAACGACAACUCCGUACACCUGGACGAGGACAGCGAGGUCUUCGUGUGAGCGAGGCAGGUAUGCCUCAUGAUAAUCACAGUAAAAGUAUAUUUAUAGGUGGGAAUAAUCGAGGCAAGACGUUUAAGAAUGUAUAGUGGUAUGCUCCCAAAAAAUUAGAACGAUAUCACCUGUUACAAAAUAAAACCGUCAUAUAUGCUGUGUUAAGCGAUGAAAUAAACUUAUAACGCCAUCUAGUGAGAUCUCUGGUAACUAAAACGCCUCGGUGACUCCCGGCUCUAAGAAUAAAGAAGACGCUCCUGAAGUUAGCCGCCAACAACUCCGUACACCUGGACGAGGGCAGCGAGGUCUUCGUGUGAGCGAGGCAGGUAUGCCACAUAGUAAUCAUAGUAAUCAAAGCCAGAAUAUUAGCAGUGAAUUGUGUUAGUCGCCCACAACUUUAUAUAGAUAUCGUCAGUUGAAAAGGUCUCACGCUAAGGAAUAAAAGCGCCAUGAGUUUUAUCUUCAUUGAAUGAAAGCAAGAUAACUAAGAUUCAAUUUAAAAAUAGAAAAAUUACUGCCUCUGGAUAAUAUGGCGCUUAAUAGAUUUGAUUUAGGACCAGUUGCAUCAACCACAUUUGACAGACACAUCAUCGUCACGCAGCGGAGGCGUAUGGAACUUCCCAUACAAUAAAAUGUAACGAAUGCUUUAACGGUGACAGACGGUUUGGUGCAACCGGCCCUUAGUGCAGGCACUCACGACAUCUCAGUAUAAGUAAAUGGAUAACACGAAAACAAGUCUCUCUUGCAUAAUGUGUAGCAAAUAUUUUGACUGUAUAUUGGGGAGUAGACCUUAGGAGUAUACAAGUUUCUAAUGGGUCGGCAACCCCCUUGAGUUGCAGGCGUCCAUAGGUUACGGUGACCGCUUUCCACCAAGCGGACCGUAUACCUGUUUGCCUUAGAUUAAUUUAAGACUCCGAAAUAUUUAACAUUCAUUGAACUUAGUGAUCUGUAAAUAAGAAUAAAAACUGCAGUCAAGUGUGCCUCAUCUCUUUUAAAAUCAAAACUUAUGAAAAUUCUUAAAACAAAUAAAUUCUCGAAGGAAUGUAAUGUAUGAAAAUAAUUUAUGACAGCUGUUUCUUUUACACUAAUAUUUUAGCGCUUUAACUACGACGUAAGCUAUUACUUAUUAGUUUUUUAAGUACGUAAAAUUAUACAUAAAUUUGUUAAAACUUAGCUCAUUAUAGUUUUUGAUAAGUGCCUAUAUAUAGUGCCUAAUAGUAAAACUACAUAAAUAUUACGUCAUUUCAUUUGCUAUACGACGUAUUUUUUGGAUGAAAAAAGCUUUACUUAAUCAUUGUUAUUUACUACUAAAAGUGCUUCCUAUUUAUGGCAUAUCGUCACUACUUUAAAAAAAACUUGUAUCUUCGUCUGUCAAUGAAAAGAAAAUUGUAGUAAGUAUGUAUGGAAUGCAUAUAGACUUACUGCGUUUUAACUUUGAGGAGAAGCGUAAGAUACGAGAUUUUUUCAAAGUAGUGACGAUAUACAACAUACUUUAAUUUUAGUAUUUUUUAAGAACAGUUGCUAUAUCCAAGAGUUGCUAAGAAAUAGUACAUUACGAUACAAGUGCGUUAAAGAACGACCAAAGGCAGUGUUUUCAAUCGAAACGAGUCGCGAAUUUCCUCUGCGUAGUACUUCUUUACGUAUUAGUGCGAAAAAAUAGCAACAUGUAAAGAAUAUCUAAACAUGAAUUUUCCCCUCACUAGGUGGGAAACACGUGUUUUAUCCUUCAAUGCCAGCGGGUAAAAACGCAUUUUAUCCACUAGUGUA